Messenger RNA from Mesocricetus auratus (golden hamster), 1215 nucleotides. RefSeq names its product mitochondrial ribosomal protein S23 (gene Mrps23). The record is from RefSeq and is a predicted model, not a curated record. Gene Ontology annotation, cellular component: mitochondrion; ribosome. Lineage: Eukaryota; Metazoa; Chordata; Mammalia; Rodentia; Cricetidae. Bases 111 to 659 code for a protein of 182 amino acids. The transcript is spliced from 5 exons. Gene Ontology annotation, molecular function: structural constituent of ribosome. Gene Ontology annotation, biological process: translation.
AUGGCGCUGAGACGCGAGUGCGAUCCUCGGCUCGGCCAGCAGCUUGUUCCCCCUUCGCUUGUUUGCUUCCGCUUCCGGUAACUGCUGGCGGCUUUCUGCCCUCGGUGGCCAUGGCGGGGAGCCGGCUGGAGACAAUUGGGAGCGUGUUUACCCGGACGAGGAAUCUGAUGUGUGCUGGAGUGUUGAAGGAGAAGCCGCUGUGGUAUGACGUAUAUGAGGCCUUUCCGCCGCUGCGAGAGCCUGUCUUCCGAAGGCCCCGUUUGCGAUAUGGCAAAGCCAAAGCCGACAUCCAGGACAUCUUUUACCGGGAGGAUCAGAUUCGAGCGAAAUUUUUUUCUGCCUAUGGAUCUGGUCAGAAAGCUUUGGAUUUGCUCAACCCAAACUUCAAGUCUACCUGUCAACGGUUUGUGGAGAAGUACAUGGAGCUGCAGGAUCUCGGAGAGACAGAUGAAGAAGAGUUAUUUGUGAAGGCGGGGAAGGCUUUGCUGGCAGAAGGUGUCAUUUUAAGACGAGUAAAAGAAGCAAGGACUGUCGGCGUCAGACCCCAAGCUCCGUUGGAAGGAAAACAGCCUCAGGAAGAUGUCCAGGAGCAGCCUGCACAGGAGCAGCAGGAGCCAGGGACGGCCACCCCUCCUCCCGGAGACCCUUCUGUGCACUGAGCAUGCUCACCACCCGGGACACUGCUGAGCUGCUUGGACUCCCUUGGUCUCCAUCUCAGGCAUGUCUGCCUUCCCAUAGUUGCUGUUUCUGGGUUGUCAUACAUCUCAGAACCGUGAUCUGAAAGCGCCAGUUCUGUGAACUUCUAUUCAUGACACGGUUAAGUAAAGGGCUCUCUGCUUUCAAAGUCACCAUCACCAGGGAACCUCUGCAGGCGCCUUGUGCUGGUGUGGACUGCCACAUCUGAACCUCAACAUUCUUCUCACCUGGGUCCCACAGAAUUCUACUUGCCCACGUGGUGUGGUCCCUUGACGAAGUGUUUCCGUCUGCAGGUGGUGGUGUACUUUUUCUGUAGAACUAUCGAGUGCAGCUCGAGAGGCCCAGCAGAGGCCCAGCCAGCUGCAGUAAGACCGAAGACCUGCCCGACGCGGACGAGGACCAAAACCAUAAGUUGGACGUCAUGAGUUACGUGUGCUGGAGAUGAUUAGCAUGGGCUUGCAGCUCGUAGGCUGCUUAGAAAAUCUUUGUUGGAUGAAUAAAUGAUCCCAUCUUGUUAAA